Messenger RNA from Macrobrachium nipponense, 481 nucleotides. Its product is annotated as small nuclear ribonucleoprotein-associated protein B-like. Gene Ontology annotation, biological process: mRNA splicing, via spliceosome. The record is from RefSeq and is a predicted model, not a curated record. Gene Ontology annotation, cellular component: U4/U6 x U5 tri-snRNP complex; U4 snRNP; catalytic step 2 spliceosome. The coding region runs from base 2 to 442 and encodes 146 amino acids. The transcript is spliced from 3 exons. NCBI's taxonomy places the organism in Eukaryota, Metazoa, Arthropoda, Malacostraca, Decapoda, Palaemonidae.
CAUGAAUGUGAUUUUGGCUGACUGUGAAGAGUUCAGAUGCAUCAGAGGCAAGAAAAACAAAGAGGAGAAACAAGAAAAGAGGACCAUGGGAUUACUCUUACUUCGCGGUGAGACAAUUGUCACCAUGACUCUGGAAGGACCCCCACCAUCUGAUGAAGGACCACGUGUGAACUUGGGAUCUGGACCAGGUCCAGGAAUGGGCAGACCUGCUGGACGAGGAACUGGAGCCAAUUUGCAAGGGCCUGCUAGAGGUGUGGGAGGCCCAUCCUCACAAAUGAUGCAGCCUGCUGCUCGUGCAGGACCUCAGCUCAAUAUGCCUGGAAGAGGGGGUAUGCCUGGUAUGAUGGGUGGAGGAAUGCCACCACAAAUGGGUCGUGGUGGUCCAAUGGGUCCACCAAGUGGCCCAAUGAUGAGAGGUCCCCCAGGCGGCAGGCCAUACUAGCGGAUUCUACAGGAAAUAGUACUGAAGAGACCACUAGUA